Messenger RNA from Caenorhabditis angaria, 1183 nucleotides. The record is from the annotation of a GenBank genome assembly. Lineage: Eukaryota; Metazoa; Nematoda; Chromadorea; Rhabditida; Rhabditidae.
AUGACAAAAAUCGGUCCUGUUGUAAGAAUUGAAGAGUAUCAUGGAACACAAAUAUGUGAAUACCGUGAUCAUCAGUCAGUUGAAGCCGCAAUUCAUUUAUUUGAGUCUAACUUGGUGUAUUUUGGGAAAAUUCCAAUAAUCAUAACGAAACUACAACCGCAAACACCUCCUGCCAAAUCUGUGGAUCUUGAAACGUAUGUUUCACAGUGUGUAAUUUACUACCUCAAACUACUAGACCUCAAAUUUUUCGAAAAAUUUUCUGGUAGAUCAAAAUAUUUUUCUCUAAUUCUCUCAUUUUUGUGUUGAAUUUCGUCGCUUUUAGUCCCACCCCUAAGAUUGUGUCAGGUCUCAAAAAAUGCGGGAAACUUUUCGGGUAGUAAAUUACACCCUGUGCAGUUUCCUUGUAAAAUCAUUUCGAAAAUCGAUCAUUUUUUUUGGAUUAAAUCCGAAAACUGAUGCGGUUUUUUGUCUCAAGUUUUCUAAAAUUGAGUUAAAUGAUCAGAAUCAGAAUUUUAUCUAUUGUUGAAAACAAAAUUGUACUAUUUUUUCAUUUUACAGAGAUAUACGUUUGACUUCGAGAGGUUUGUGCAUUUUAAUAAGGAAUGGAGAAAAUUACCCGCAAUGAAUUGUUGUCAUAUCCAUAAUGUUGAAUCAGGCAGCUUUGAAGAAAUCUAUGCUUUGAUGACAAAAAUCGGGCCAGUUGCGAAAAUUCAUGACUCACAAAUAUGUGAAUACCGUGAUCAUCAGUCAGUUGAAGCCGCAAUUCAUUUCUUUGAGUCUAACUUGGUGUAUUUUGGGAAAAUUCCAAUUAUCAUAACGAAACUACAACCGCAAACACCUACCAAAUCCGUCGAUCCCAAGCCGUACGUUUAUAUCUUUAAAUACAAAAACGUUUUAAUUUAAAAAAUUAAAUAUUAUUACAGACCUGUUUUCAUCGAUCCGAACGAUGUUAGCAAAAUCAACUUCGGAAAACAAGUCAUCAGAGCGCAAAAGGCAUUAUGGGUCAAAAAAAGGAAGCGAAUUUGCAGAAUGUUUGAAACAUACCACGCCCAGGGUGAGGCAUAUGCAAUAAAAAUUUACGGAAAUUCAUCUCGCCAAUUUGAGAUUUUCUUGAAAAACAGCCAAUUUUUGCUUGUUUUUCCGCUAAAAGUGGUAUUUUUCAGUCAUAAAGGUUGUUUUUUAA